Molecule: messenger RNA, 2347 nt
Organism: Phymastichus coffea
Lineage: Eukaryota; Metazoa; Arthropoda; Insecta; Hymenoptera; Eulophidae
Gene: Ddx1
Product: ATP-dependent RNA helicase Ddx1
Exons: 12
Coding region: 142-2322 (726 amino acids)
Molecular function (GO): ATP binding; protein binding; nucleic acid binding
Source: RefSeq, a predicted model, not a curated record
UCCACUUAUAACCUAAAAUAACUGAUACAAAGUGUAGUAACGAGUAAGGAGACGAAGUAAUUAAUUUUUAUUUAUAGCGAAAUAAAAUAUUCAUCAAGUAAAAUUUAAUUCAGAAAUAAGUGCUUUUUCUAUUUGAAAAAAAUGGCUGCUUUCGAAGAAAUGGGUGUGCAGCCUGAAAUAGCAAAAGCUCUUGAUGACAUGGAGUGGACACUUCCUACAGAUGUACAAGCAGAAGCCAUUCCAUUAAUUUUGGGUGGUGGUGAUGUUUUAAUGGCUGCUGAAACUGGAAGUGGAAAAACUGGAGCUUUUUGUAUUCCAAUUUUACAGAUUGUGUGGGAAACUCUAAAAGAUUUAGAAUCUGGAAAAACAGGAUCUAAAACUACUACUCCUAUAUCGCCCACAUGGAUGCUAAGCUUAUACGACAGAGGAAGAUCUCUAGUCGUAACACCUGAUGGUCUUCGAUGUCAAAGUCGUGAACAGAAAGAGUGGCAUGGUUGUAGAGCCACUAAAGGAAUCCAAGGAAGUGGCAAAUUCUAUUAUGAAUCUGCUGUCACUGAUGAGGGUUUGUGUAGAGUGGGUUGGUCUACUCCUCAGGCAUCACUGGAUUUGGGAACUGAUAAAUUUGGCUGGGGAUUUGGUGGCACAGGAAAAAAAUCAAAUUCAAAGCAGUUCGAUAGCUAUGGUGAAGCUUUUGGGAUGAACGAUACAAUUGGUUGUCUUCUUGAUCUAGAUAAAGGAGAAAUAAGAUUCUGGAAGAAUGGAGUAGAUUUAGGACCUGCAUUCACAUUAACUGCACAACAAAAGUCACAAACUUUUUACCCAGCUGUAGUUUUGAAAAAUGCAGAAAUGUCAUUCAAUUUUGGAGCACAACCAUUCAAAUAUCCUCCACCAACAGGUUAUAUUGCAGUAUCUGCAGCUUCCAAAGAGCAAAUCAAAGUGAAUCCAGUCAACAGUAGUCAAAGUCAAAGUGCCCCUGAAAAACCAUCCCCUAAUGCACCUCAGGCAAUUGUCAUUGAGCCAUCCAGAGAACUUGCUGAGCAAACAUUUGAUCAAUUUCAUAAAUUUAUGAAACAUCUAAAAGAUCCAGAAAUUCGAGAAGUAUUAGUUGUAGGUGGACAAAGUAUCAAAGAUCAAAUGACUGUCAUAAAUCAUGGAAUAGACAUUGUAGUUGGUACACCAGGAAGAUUAGAUCAAUUAAUUCAGGAUGGUUAUAUCGUGCUAAAUCAAUGCCGGUUUUUCGUACUCGAUGAAGCUGACGGUUUAUUGAAAGCAAAUUAUGGAGAGCUGAUCGAAAGAUUGCACAGACAAAUGCCUAAAAUCACCAGUGAUGGAAAGAGACUUCAAAUGGUGGUCUGCUCAGCUACUUUGCAUGCUUUUGAAGUUAAAAAAAUGGCCGAAAAGCUUAUGCACUUCCCAACCUGGGUUGAUUUGAAAGGAGAGGAUGCAGUUCCAGAAACAGUUCAUCACGUCGUUAUUAACGUUGAUCCAACGAAGGAUACUACAUGGCAAAAUCUUAGGCGUCAUAUGCAAACUGACAGUGUUCACGCUCGAGACAAUCUUAGAGGAACAUCAGCAGAGGCACUUUCUGAAGCAGUAAAAAAAUUAAAAGGCGAGUACUGUCUUCGAGCGAUCAAAGAGCACAAAAUGGACCGAGCGAUAAUCUUCUGUCGAACGAAAAUCGAUUGCGACAACUUGGAACGUUACUUGAAAUCAGUUGGAGAUCGAGAAUUGACUUGCGUUUGCCUCCACGGUGAUCGUAAGCCGCCCGAACGUAAAUACAACUUAGAGUGCUUUAAAAAUGAGAAAGUACGAUUCUUGAUUUGUACUGAUGUUGCUGCUCGUGGAUUGGAUAUUUCUGGCUUACCUUUCAUGAUCAACAUGACCCUUCCGGACGAAAAGUCGAACUACGUCCACAGAAUUGGUCGAGUUGGUCGUGCAGAAAGAAUGGGUUUAGCUAUAUCUUUCGUAUCCUCUGUCCCAGAGAAAGUGUGGUAUCAUGGUGAAUGGUGUUCUUCUCGUGGUCGUAAUUGUCAUAAUACAAACCUCACAGAGCAAGGUGGCUGUUGUAUUUGGUACAACGAACCAAGGUUGUUGGCGGACAUAGAGGAUCACUUGAAUGUAACAAUUCAACAAAUAGAGAGUGAUAUGAAGGUGCCAAUGAACGACUUCGACGGCAAAGUCGUGUACGGCGAGAAACGCGUAGGACUAGGAUCGAAUUACGAAGAUCACGUCCAAGAAAUGGCUCCGGUAGUAGCAGAGUUAGCAGCCCUUGAAUCGCAAGCGCAACUCAUAUAUCUGAGAAGACAUCAAACCGUUCGAUAAAAACGGAAACAAACUUAACAAUCAA